UAUACGAGUAUACGUAUUUAAACAGGAGUACUGCCGAACAUCACGCUCAGUUGCGACCGAACGUGUCGAUCUAGACCGCUCAGCAAGGCAGAAUGUCAGCGCUACAGGCCGGAUGCAACUGCACAGCGCCCUUCAUUGGCCCUUCCCUGACUAAUACCUGUGGGGCCGGAGCUUUUGUUGUCUUCAUGGGGAUGCUGGACAUGUUCCUGAGGAAGCAGUGUGACCUUGCAGACCCCUGCGGUCGUGUCACUGAUAGAGAGAGGGUUGACUUCACGGGAUAUGACUUCAUUGUUGUCGGUGGGGGCUCAGGAGGGGCGGUUGUAGCCAGUCGACUGUCGGAAAUCCCGGAAUGGAAGGUGCUACUGCUGGAAGCUGGGGGGGACGAGCCCCCAGGUUCACAGGUCCCAUCUAUGCUCCUCAAUUAUCACGGCUCGGACUUGGACUGGAAGUACAAAACCGAACCGGAGGCAGUUGCUUGCUUGGGGAACCCCCAACAAAGGUGCGACUGGAUCAGAGGCAAGGUUCUUGGCGGUAGCAGCGUUCUAAACGGAAUGAUGUACAUACGGGGUCAUGCAAGGGACUACAACGCCUGGGCAGAAGCCGGCAACACUGGAUGGAGCUACCAAGAAGUUCUGCCCUAUUUCAUCAAAUCAGAGGACAACCGGCAGGUCGCAGAGAUGGACCGUGGAUUCCACGGGGUCGGAGGCCUCCUCAGCGUCGACCAGUUCCCUCACCGCCCACCGCUAGCAGAAGCUCUCCUUGAGGCGGGGCAGGAAUUGGGUUACCCUUCGGACGUUGACCUCAACGGCAGGAGCUAUACCGGCUUUGUCAUCGCUCAGACCACUUCAAGGAACGGGUCGCGGAUGAGCACUGCCAGGGCUUUCCUGCGUCCAGCCAGGGGUCGACCAAACCUCCACGUAAUUCUGAACGCAACGGUCACAAAAAUCCUCAUGAACCCUAGAACGAAAACUGCCGAAGGCGUAGAAUUCGUAAGGAACGGCAACAAGCAAACGGUCCGGGCCAGUAAGGAGGUGAUCCUGGCCGCAGGAGCCAUAAACUCGCCCCAGCUGCUACUGCUGUCAGGUAUCGGACCCAAGCAGGAUCUCAGCAGAGUCGGGGUUCCCCUAGUGCACGACCUCAGAGGCGUCGGUCAGAACCUGCACAAUCACGUGGCCGUGUUCAUCAACUUCGUACUGAAUGAGAAUGCCACAGUGGACCUUGACUGGGCAGCCGCCAUGGACUAUAUGCUGCACAGGAGGGGUCCACUCGCCAGCACGGGGUUGUCGCAGGUAACAGCUAAGCUGAAUUCUAAAUAUGCAGAUGCCUCUGGAGACAAUCCCGAUGUUCAGCUGUUCUUCGGUGGUUACCUUGCAAACUGCGCCAAAACCGGAGUAAUAGGCGAGCCUGAAGACCUUGAUAAUCCUGCAUACAAGCGGCGGAUAAGCGUGUCGCCAGUUGUCCUACAUCCAAAGAGUCGCGGCUACCUCACUUUAAAGACUUCAGAUCCGCUGGAUCCUCCACUCAUGUACGCCAAUUACUUCUCCGAUCCUGCUGACAUGGCAACAUUGCUUGAUGCCAUAAACAUGACCUUGAAGCUCGGAAAUACGCGAGUCCUGAAAGAACGCUUCGGGUUUGAACUUGAUAAGACUCCUAUACCAUCCUGCAUACAGAAAUAUCCUUUCGGUAGUGAUGGGUAUUGGGAGUGUUACGCUAGAACAGCUACAGGACCUGAGAAUCACCAAGUUGGAUCGUGUCGUAUGGGACCUUCAAGUGAUCCAAUGGCUGUCGUAGAUCCCGAACUCAGGGUAUAUGGCGUGAAGAACCUCAGAAUAAUGGACGCGUCCAUCAUACCAAUGGUUGUGUCGGGAAAUACAAAUGCUCCGGUCAUAAUGAUAGCUGAGAAAGGUUCAGAUUUGGUCAAGAGAAGUUGGCUGCCAAAUGACAUCGGUAACAGGUUUGGUUUUGGAAAUGAAGACCAGAAAGCCAACAGCAGUACUUUCGGACACACUGCAAAUAAGCCCAGUCAUCCUGGGGGGCACAAGAACGGUGUUUACCCAAAUUGGGGCGGGUUUGGUGCCAACCAUAGGCACGGAAGUUAUGGAACAAAUCAAGGACAUAUGAGUUCAGGUCAUGGAGGAAUUCAAGGAUAUGCGAGUGGGAGAGGCUACUAUUCAACACAAGGUUUCCCCAGUAUAGGGAAUUAUGAUUCAAGCCAGAUGCAUACAGACUACCAGCAACAAGCACACAGUAACACGGCGCAUUCUACCAACAGCGUCAAUGGCGACGCGAGGUAUCCGAAUGCCGGAAGAGACGGAUACAACACAAUGCCUUAUAAGAGGGACUACAGCACUGACUUGCCGCUUCGUACUUCCGAGAGAUGCAGACAUCAAUCAGGAGGAAAUUACAAUAAAAGUGGCUGUAAUUACAACAGUGGAGGGAAUGUGUUUGAUUUCAAAUAUAGUACAACACCUUCACCGCCGACACAGACUGGAAAUAAUUUGAAUGGAUACCACCAGAACUACUGGAACGUAAAGUGAUAUCAGUGAAUCAAGGACAUCGUUACGAAGACAGUGGCUUAAAAGACAAUGCCGAAUGUAUGAUAUAAACUGCAAUCAGUAUUGGAAUAAAUAGUUUAUUUCUAUAACAUUCUAA
This is a messenger RNA of Cryptotermes secundus, 2652 nucleotides long. Its product is annotated as glucose dehydrogenase [FAD, quinone]. NCBI's taxonomy places the organism in Eukaryota, Metazoa, Arthropoda, Insecta, Blattodea, Kalotermitidae. The record is from RefSeq and is a predicted model, not a curated record. Gene Ontology annotation, molecular function: flavin adenine dinucleotide binding; oxidoreductase activity, acting on CH-OH group of donors. The transcript is spliced from 5 exons. Bases 93 to 2537 code for a protein of 814 amino acids.